GUGCGCUUUCACUCCGGUCUCGAGCCUCGGCUUGAGUGUGUGUGUGCGCGCGCGUCUCGGUGAACUCGGCCGGUGACAGCGCGAGCCAUGGCGGGGGACUGCACGGACCAGCGCGCGCUGCAGUAUGAGCAGACUCUGAUGUAUGGGCGCUACACACAGGAUCUGGGUGUGUACGCUAAAGAAGAAGCAGCUCGGCUGAGGGAGGAGGCGGCGUACAGACGACUGGUGACCGAACGGAGCAGAUCGCUCGACCUCCUCGAGUACGAGAAGAGCCGCUGCGCCAAGUGCAGAAUCUGUACAGUACACUGUCAGAAGUUCCUGAUCUCUCGUGUCGGGGAGGACUGGAUCUUCCUCAUCCUGCUGGGCCUCGUCAUGGCCCUCGUCAGCUUCAUCAUGGACUUCUGUAUCGCCAUCUGCCUACAAGCUCAGAAGUGGAUGUACGGAGGCCUGGACAGUAACGUGGUGCUGCAGUAUCUGGCCUGGAUUACGUAUCCUGUGGUUCUAAUCAGCUUCUCUGCUGGUUUCACACACAUCGUAGCUCCACAAGCGGCUGGUUCAGGGAUCCCGGAGAUGAAGACCAUCCUGAGGGGAGUGGUGCUGAAGGAAUACCUCACCCUCAAGACCUUCGUAGCCAAAGUGAUCGGCCUCACCUGUGCCCUGGGCAGCGGCAUGCCACUGGGCAAAGAGGGUCCGUUCGUACACAUCGCGAGUCUGUGUGCGGCGCUGCUCUGUAAGUUCAUGUCGCUCUGCGGGGGAAAUUAUGAGAAUGAAUCGAGGAAUAUAGAGAUGUUGGCUGCUGCCUGUGCUGUGGGUGUCGGCUGCUGCUUUGCCGCUCCAAUCGGAGGUGUUCUGUUCAGUAUCGAGGUUACCUCCACCUUCUUCGCUGUGAGGAACUACUGGCGUGGAUUCUUCGCCGCUACCUUCAGUGCCUUCAUCUUCAGGGUGCUGGCAGUGUGGAACCGUGAUGAAGAAACGAUAACCGCUCUCUUCAAGACUCGAUUCCGCCUCGACUUUCCCUUCGACCUGCAGGAACUUCCAGCAUUCGCCGUUAUUGGGAUAGCGAGCGGGUUCGGUGGUGCCCUCUUCGUGUAUCUGAAUCGACUGAUCGUCCAGUUCAUCAGGAAGCAGAAGACCAUCAACAAGUUCCUCAUGAAGAAGCGUCUCCUGUAUCCUGCUCUUGUCACCCUCCUGAUCUCCACCUUGACCUUUCCACCUGGAUUUGGACAGUUUAUGGCAGGACAGUUGACCCAGAAGGAAUCCCUGGUGACGCUGCUGGAUAACCGGACGUGGGCCAAGCAGGGCAUCGCCGAGGAGUUCGAGUACAUCGGGCACGCCGCUGCCUGGAAACACCCGCAGGUCAACGUCUUCAUCACGCUCGUCAUCUUCAUCGUGAUGAAGUUUUGGAUGUCGGCUUUAGCCACCACCAUCCCGGUCCCCUGUGGUGCCUUCAUGCCCGUCUUUGUCAUCGGUGCAGCUUUCGGGCGCCUGGUGGGCGAGAGCAUGGCGGCGUGGUUUCCUGAGGGCAUCCAUUCCGACGGUGUGGUGUACUCCAUCGUACCGGGAGGGUACGCCGUAGUGGGUGCAGCGGCGCUGUCCGGGGCGGUCACACACACCGUAUCCACGGCAGUCAUCGUGUUCGAGCUGACCGGUCAGAUCAGCCACAUCUUACCCAUCAUGAUCGCGGUGAUCCUGGCCAACGCCGUGGCUCAGAGUCUCCAGCCGUCCAUCUACGACUCCAUCAUUCGCAUCAAAAAACUGCCGUAUCUACCGGAGCUGGGAUGGGGACACCACGAGAAGUACAACAUCCGGGUGGAGGACAUCAUGGUGCGGGACGUGAGGUACAUCACGCUCAACUGUACCUACAGAGACCUUCACGACGUCCUGCUGACAGAACGGCUCAAAACGCUGGCUCUGGUGGAGUCCUCGGAUUCGAUGAUCUUGCUGGGCUCGAUCGAGCGCGCUCAGUUGCAGGCGAUCUUGUCCACUCAGCUCGGCCGGCCGCGGAGACUCGAGUACCUCCGUCAGCAGGCCCAGAUGGAGAGGAAGCACGCCAACACGCCCAGCGACGAGGACUCGGGUCAUAAAGUCAACCACGAGGUUCGCUUCCAGAUCUCGACGGAGGAAUCGACGUUCAGUCCGUCACGCUCGGCCUCGCCCAAACCGCUAAAACCUGCGCUGAAGAGACAGUCGACCGAGAGGAGCUACCACAUAGCAUCCAGUCCAGAUUCGGGGAUGGCCUUAAAGAGUCUCUUCUGCGCCCAUCCAGACAUCGAAGCUUCAGAGGAUGCAGACUUUGUGGAUGACAUGACCAUGAGAGAGAUCGCGGAGUGGGAGGAGCAACAGCUUGACGAGCAGGUCAACUUCAACAACUGUAAGAUAGACCCCGCCCCUUUUCAGCUGGUGGAACGCACCUCGCUGCACAAGACACACACCAUUUUCUCUCUGCUGGGGUUGGACCACGCCUACGUCACCAGCAUCGGACGCCUCAUAGGAGUCGUGUCACUACGAGAACUACGUAAGGCCAUCGAGGGCUCUGUGACGGUGAAGGGGGUGAAGGUGCGCCCCCCGCUGGCCAGCUUCAGGGACAGCGGCACCAGCAGCAGCGACGCCGAUGUGACCGAGGUGCACAAACUGUGGAGCCGCCACACCAACCUCACGCUCCCGGGGGACCAGCAUCCCUCCGACUCCGACGAAAAGUCCCAGUGACGGAACACGAAGGGAAACGUUUUUCUACGAAAAAUAUUCCGAUUCCGACGUUCCCGGGUUUCCUGGGCAGUCCUGACGACUGUGGUGCCCCGCCACGCCCUGCCCCGCCCUUUCUGCACUGACUUCUUUUCCUCGUAUGAGAAGGUGAGGAGAUUUCGACUCUCCUCGAAGAUUCCGAACCUUGACGGUUUUUUUAAAGGGAUCUACUGACGCUAACGCUAGGGACUUUUUAGAACCUUGACGGAUUAAAUCUGCGCUCGCGUCCCAGUGUUUCGUUUUGUUUUGGAGAGAGACACACUCAGUCUUCCUGACGUUCGCAUCCAAAACAAAAUGAUUACGAUUUUUUAUCGUAUUUUAUUUUUAAGAAAUCACCCCAACGUGCACGUGUAUAUUUUUCUGGAACUAGGAAAUGUAAAUGAAAUAAUUUAUUCGUUAACACUGAUCAUGUGGUCUCUCGAGCACUAACCACUAACCAAUCAGAUUCAUGCACUGCAAAAUAAUAAAUAAAUAAAUAAAUAAAUAAAUAAAUUCUUAGCAAGUGGGAAGAAAUGAAACGAUUCCAAAUUCUGGAAGGAAUUCAUUAUAAGAGGCACUGUUUAUGUUUUAUAUAUUUUUUUAGUCAUUAUAUUUAUUAACGUUUGUGUCUGGAACUGACGUAGCCCCGCCCACAAGUACAAACAUCAUAAAUAUUGACCUUUUUUUUCCCCAAUUUCCUCCCCUAAUCUAGUCGUAUCCGACUACCCUGAUUGCAUUACGCUUCACCUCUACCGAAACGACUCUCCACUUCUGAUUGAGAAGAGCGAACUGACACACGCCCCCUCCGACACGUGAGCAGUACCGACUGCCUCUUUUCACCUGCACCAGGCGAGUUCAUAUGCGGAUCAGCUUUGUGUACGGAGAGCCACACCCUGAUCAGCAUUAUUCCUCAACUCUCAAUCAGCCAGCAGAGGUCGUAAUUGCACCAGUUAUGAGGAACCCUGGUCUGGCUUUCCCAUCCUUGAACAACAGACAAUCGUUGAUCAAGUGGCCGCCCAGCCCAGCCGGAUGGCAGAGCUGAGAUUCGAUACGACGUGUUUGAAAUCCCAGCUCUGGUGCACUAGCGUAUUUUAUAUCAGAAGUUCCAGACAAUUUUUGCUGAUUAUAAUAAAGAUAAAAACUAUUUUACUGACGGAUGUUCCCCCUUUAUCUUCCUAAUUUAUUUGGAGGGGAGUAACUCCAGGUAAAUGCGCUUGUUUUUGGGUUUUGUCCACAUUCUUUUGGCCAAACUGUGUAGAUAUUAGUUCCGUCUUCACUUGCUAAGACGUUUAGUUUUGCAGUGUAAACAUCUCAUUAAAUGAUUUAUUUAUUCAUAGAAAUAAUUUUCUUCUUAUCUUUUUUCUGUUGGUGUUUUUUAUGCAGAAUGUUUCAUGCUUUUAUUUCAUCUUUGCGUCUGAACUAACAGCUUUGGGUCCAAUCACAGGAUGCAGAUCGAGAGUUCAGAUCAGGACUUUAGUUCUGGUUUUUGUUUAUUUAUUAAUAUAUUUUAUUUAUUUAUGAAACUUUUUGACUUCUAGAUGAUCGUAUCAAGUAUUCACAGAGCUUUUACCCAUAGGCAUCCUCCAACAUAGGAUGUAGACUGAACACAGAUUGAUCUUUGUAAUAUUGAAUAUAUCGGUUUGCUUUUCUUGCGGGUGAAACCAUUAGGGUGGAACCAAAUCUACGAGGGUUCCUGCCAUUCUAAAGCAUUCGGUUCCUAGACGGUUCCUACAGUUACACAAAUCUAGUGAUUGGAACGUGUGUUUAUGUCAGGAAAUUGGGGAAACGUCUUAAGCGUAUUUAAAUAUCGUAUGUUGUGAUUACGCUCUUGAUCUUCACUCUGUGGGGCUCAUUUUCCUUCACCCAUUAUUUUAUUGAAACUUUAUUGAAGAUUUGAACAUUCAAAGGAUCCAGUUUUCUCAGUAUGUUCCGUUUUUGUAUGUUUAUUAAAUAAAUUCAGGUCUUUCCUGGUCUUUUCCCUCACUCUUUCACCUCCUACUGACUACUCCGACGUCUGAUUUGGAACUAAACUCUCCAAAAUCAGUGAAGAUCUCAAGGAACCUUUUUUUGAUACCCUUGAUUUAAGGAUGCGGUUCUCUAACAAUCUGAGAUAAAGUUCGAGCUCUGUGAGCAGUAUUUAUGUUCUAAACUUAAUCAGCACUUUUAAUUUUAUUAUUCUUUCAUCAUGAUCCCUGUUCGACAGCUCGAUAAAUAAAAAGAAUGUAAUGAUUUUAAAAUCGUUGGGGCUUUAUCAUCUCUUGAUUUUUUAUUUUAAUAUCGAAUCGAUUGAUUUGAUUCAGUAUUGAUCUGACUCUGUCGUUUCAUCUCUCAUCAGUAAGUUCUCAUUGAUCAGCUGCUCGGCUAUGGAAAGUGGGCGGGGCUUGUAUUUUUGUUAUUGUAAUAUAUUUAUCAUUUAACCAAUCAGCACUGGAAUUACCUUCAGAUCAAAGCGAUCGUCGUGUUUUGUUCUUUCCGUUGUAAAAUGUGUUGGGUUUUUUUGGACUGUUGAACAUUUUAUGGGAGUAUUUUGACAUCAAUUGCCUUUUGACAAGUGCUGCAGAAAUGCGCAUGGUCACAUGGUUUAUUCUGACCAAUAGAAGCACAGAUUUUGUCUGUAUAGUUCAUUGAAUGCAAUUCGUCAAGCCUGCGCGUCUCGUUAACACUUUCUACUUUUUUUUACUUCAGUUAUGGAGUCGAUUCUGUGCCAAAAAUUAAAUGAAUGAAUAAACAACAUUUAAAAACUAAAUAUAUAACAAAUAAAAUAGGCGGCGCCACUUACUAUAUAAAAGCACUUUGUAGUUCUACAAUUACUGACUGUAGUCCAUUUGUUUUUCUGCUUGUCUUUUUUUUAACCUGCUUUCACCCUGUUCUUCAAUGGUCAGGACUCCCACAGGACCACCACAGAGCAGGUAUUAUUUAGGUGGUGGAUCAUUCUCAGCACUGCAGUGACACUGACAUGGUGGUGGAGUGUUAGUGUGUGUUGUGCUGGUGUGAGUGGAUCAGACACAGCAGCGCUGCUGGAGUUUUUAAACACCGUGUCCACUCACUGUCCACCUUGUAGAUGUAAAGUCGAUCGCGCAUCAAUGGCUGGUGUUUGAGUCGGUCAUCUUCUAGACCUUCAUCAAUGGUCACAGGGCGCUGCCCACGGGGCUCUGUUGGCUGGAUAUGUUUUUGGUUGGUGGACUUUUCUCAGUCCAGCUGUGACCGUAAGGUGUAUGGCUGAUCGGUGUAAAUUCACCUUAAAAGAACUGCAAAUUUUUUAUUAUUUCUUUACAAAAUCGACUCCAGGCUUCAAUCACCUAACAACAAAACUCAGAAUAAAUGACUGUAUUUUUUAUUUUAUUUUUGACGUUUGUCACCAUUAGUUUGGAUUAUAAAUGUAUAUUUAUUAACAAUCAUUAAGAAAAAGCUGAUUGAGCAGAACAAUAGGAGUUUAUUUUUGUUCUUAAUGUCGUUAGGAUAUAAAAUAAUGAAUCUGUGCAAUAACAAGAAACGUUUUUUGGUUUUUAAUGUCGUGUGUGUGUAAACGCGCUUCCACUCCGAUGUUAUUUUUGUAAAGAAACUGAACUACACGCCGUCAGCAGGUGAACGUCACUUCAGGGAAGGAGUGCGGAUGGAGAGGAAGACGUGAUCUGUUCCUCAGAGAACUGAACGGUUGUUUUAUAUCAGGGAGAAAAAUAAAGAUAAUUUAACAGAA
Molecule: messenger RNA, 6418 nt
Organism: Trichomycterus rosablanca
Lineage: Eukaryota; Metazoa; Chordata; Actinopteri; Siluriformes; Trichomycteridae
Product: chloride channel protein 2-like
Exons: 23
Coding region: 88-2706 (872 amino acids)
Biological process (GO): transmembrane transport; chloride transport
Cellular component (GO): plasma membrane
Molecular function (GO): voltage-gated chloride channel activity
Source: RefSeq, a predicted model, not a curated record